AUGGUCAGUCGAGGAAUCCAAGCUGGACGUUCUGAAGCAUCGCAUGUCAGCCACGACAAUCGGGAGAACACAAUCCAGACCACCAAAAUGGAUGGCUGGUAUGGUGUUGAAGAUGCCGUCGAAAGACGUCGAAUACAGAACCGCAUGGCCCAACGUGAACGGCGGAAGCGCCUCGUGCAAAGUAGAGUUAGAAUCGAAAGCGCGAUCAAUGAUGCAUCCCAGAGCACUACCUGCCGUUCCCAAAACGCUCCAGUAACUCCCGUGUUCCUGCCCCUGACGGAGUCUAGCCAGCAAAGUACUGCAACAUCACUGACGCUAGCCACUGGCGCCCUCUCCGGCCGUGGAACACAGGACAUCGCGGUAUCCCAACACGCAAGACGGGAGAACCUCACGACGGAAUCAGAGCCAAUCACGGUCUGGUCUGCUCUUUUCCACAACGGCGCAAUGAUGGGCUUGAGUUGUAGCACUAACACGCCACGGAAGUCAUUGCCACAAGGCCCCGACAUACCUGCCACACUACAUCCGACGGCAUUACAGCUGACGACUUUCCACCCGUCGUGGAUCGAUCGAUUCCCAUUCGCUAACAUGCGCGAUAAUUUCAUCUCCAUGGCUGGCAUAAUCGACGAAGAGGAUUUCCUCUGCGAUCUCUUCAGCAUGGAUAGCUUCCGCAUCAAGCCUGGAAAGCCGGGCUGGGACCCGAAUGCCUGGAUCAUCGGACCUGAUUUUGGGAAGAAAUGGGGUUACUUGUUCUAUUGA
Molecule: messenger RNA, 756 nt
Organism: Recurvomyces mirabilis
Lineage: Eukaryota; Fungi; Ascomycota; Dothideomycetes; Mycosphaerellales; Teratosphaeriaceae
Exons: 2
Coding region: 1-756 (251 amino acids)
Biological process (GO): regulation of DNA-templated transcription
Molecular function (GO): DNA-binding transcription factor activity
Source: RefSeq, a predicted model, not a curated record